Messenger RNA from Xenopus tropicalis (tropical clawed frog), 531 nucleotides. RefSeq names its product olfactory receptor 1019-like. Lineage: Eukaryota; Metazoa; Chordata; Amphibia; Anura; Pipidae. Gene Ontology annotation, biological process: G protein-coupled receptor signaling pathway; detection of chemical stimulus involved in sensory perception of smell; signal transduction. The annotation marks the transcript as partial. The transcript has 2 exons. Gene Ontology annotation, cellular component: membrane; plasma membrane. The record is from RefSeq and is a predicted model, not a curated record. Gene Ontology annotation, molecular function: G protein-coupled receptor activity; olfactory receptor activity.
AUCUGUGAUCCCCUUCAUUACAUUGCCCGAAUGAGCAGGAAACACUGUGCUGGGCUUAUAACUGCAGCAUUCACUGGUGGAUUUGGUGGAGCAGUCAACUUUAUUGUACUUAUACCUAAACUAUCAUAUUGUGCUUCCCAUCUUAUUAAUCAUUUUUUCUGUGAUAUCACACCAUUGCUAAAACUUUCCUGCAGCAGCACUUUUAGUGUGGAACUUUCCAUUUAUAUUGAAGGGAUAUUAUUUACAUUCAGUUCCUUCCUCCUUACUCUGACCUCAUACAUAUUUAUCAUCUCUGCUAUCCUGAAAAUACAAUCCUCAGAGGGGAGACAAAAAGCCUUUUCUACCUGUGCUUCUCACCUGGCCUGUGUGAUAACCCUUUAUGGGACAGUUAUUUGCCUGUAUAUGAGACCCACCACAAGUUAUUCUACAAAAAGAGACAAGUAUUUCUCACUGCUGUACAUUGUCCUGGGCCCUGUCAAGUUUGGUAUAGACUUGGGCACCCCUGACCUGGUCGAACAACUCGGAAAUUAG